AUGUCGUCCGACUCUACGCGUAAACCUCUCGGUGGUUCUGGUCAGAAGCGAAGCAAUGGAACUCGUACCGAUGGCGAUAUACCAUCCCCUACCGAUGGCGAUAUAUCAUCACCCCAGUUAGCUCAAAAAUCAGCUCAGUCGCCCGAUUUUGAACUCACUCAGGGAUCUUCGACGCAUAAAGGAACUAUGACGGCCACUGGAAAAGGUUCGAUUGUGUCAGGCAAUCGCGCGGAUGGUAUUAAGUCAGGAAAGGUCAAGCAGGAUGGAUCAGAAUACCAUGCUGCUAUUGUUUCCAACGACAAUGGAAGCAUUAUCACGGGGAAUUCUGCAAAUGGACGCCCAACUAUAUAA
Messenger RNA from Bipolaris victoriae FI3, 351 nucleotides. RefSeq lists its product as hypothetical. The transcript is spliced from 2 exons. The record is from RefSeq and is a predicted model, not a curated record. The coding region runs from base 1 to 351 and encodes 116 amino acids. NCBI's taxonomy places the organism in Eukaryota, Fungi, Ascomycota, Dothideomycetes, Pleosporales, Pleosporaceae.